GAGUGGCUCCCCCGGCUGCGCUAGGGGCCGGCGGGUCCUAGGGCAGCGCGAGGUGGCCGUGGCGCCGCGGGGCGAGUCCGGCGAGCCCGGAACGCGCAGGCUCUCAGCUCGGCCUCCGGAGUCGAGCGGAGGGGGAGUUGCACUCGCCUGGUCUGCGCGCCCCACUGUCCCAGCCCCGCUGGCCGGACUGCGGCCGGGCGGUGGCUCUGGGAGGUCCGUGCUGCCCCGAGAGCGCCGAGAGCCCGGCCCGCGCCUCCGCUGCCUCGACGAGGAGCCGGGCGGACGGCGGGCGCGCUCCCCGCGGCCCCGGGAUGACUUGUCGGGGCUCUCCUCUGGCGCCUUUGCUGCUCCUCUCUCUGCAUGGUGUUGCAGCUUCCCUGGAAGUCUCAGAGAGCCCUGGGAGUGUCCAAGUGGCCCGGGGUCAGACAGCAGUCCUGCCCUGUACGUUCACUACCAGUGCUGCCCUCAUUAACCUCAAUGUCAUUUGGAUGGUCAUUCCUCUCUCCAAUGCGAACCAACCUGAGCAGGUCAUUCUGUAUCAAGGUGGACAGAUGUUCGACGGUGCCGCCCGGUUCCAUGGUAGGGUAGGAUUUACAGGCACCAUGCCAGCCACCAAUGUCUCUAUCUUCAUUAACAACACUCAACUCUCAGAUACAGGCACCUACCAGUGUUUGGUUAACAAUCUUCCAGAUAGAGGGGGCAGGAACAUUGGGGUCACCGGCCUCACAGUUUUAGUUCCCCCUUCUGCCCCACACUGCCAGAUCCAAGGGUCCCAGGACAUCGGCAGCGACGUCAUCCUGCUCUGUAGCUCAGAGGAAGGCAUUCCUCGACCCACUUACCUUUGGGAAAAGUUAGACAACACCCUCAAACUACCUCCAACAGCCACUCAGGACCAAGUCCAGGGAACAGUCACCAUCCGGAACAUCAGUGCCCUGUCUUCAGGUUUGUACCAGUGCGUGGCUUCUAAUGCCAUUGGGACCAGCACCUGUCUUUUGGAUCUUCAGGUUAUUUCUCCUCAGCCCAGGAGCAUUGGACUAAUUGCUGGAGCCAUUGGCACUGGUGCAGUUAUUAUCAUUUUUUGCAUUGCACUAAUUUUAGGGGCAUUCCUUUACUGGAGAAGCAAAAAUAAAGAGGAGGAGGAAGAAGAAAUUCCUAAUGAAAUAAGAGAGGAUGACCUUCCACCUAAAUGUUCUUCUUCUGCCAAAGCUUUUCACACCGAGAUAUCCUCCUCGGAGAACAACACGUUGACCUCUUCCAAUACCUACAACAGUCGCUACUGGAGCAACAAUCCCAAAGUGCACAGGAACACCGAGUCGUUCAACCACUUCAGUGACUUGCGCCAGUCUUUCUCCCUCCACCCAGGCAAUGCCAGCAUACCAUCCAUCUACGCCAACGGGAGCCAUCUGGGCCCAGCCCCACACAAGACCCUGGUGGUGACAGCCAAUAGAGGGUCAUCACCACAGGCCAUGUCCAGGAGCAAUGGCUCAGUCAGCAGGAAGCCCCGGCCUCAGCCCCCACACUCCUGCACCAUCAGCCAAGCAACCCUAGAGCGCAUUGGCGCUGUCCCUGUCAUGGUGCCAGCCCAGAGUCGGGCCGGGUCCCUGGUAUAGGACCGCGGAUGCAUUGUGUAAAGAGAAGCAAAGAAGGGCCCCGUGCCAGGGGGAGGCUGGGGUGGUGGAGCGCUGGGGGACAUUCUCCUGACGGUGAUAAAAAGCACAAAGGAGGAGGUGGUGCUGUGACCUGGUCACCAAGAUGCGUACGAUGAACUGGAGUGCUCCAGCAUGAAGACUGUUCCUCCACCCGAGCUGUCCCAGGAUUCUAUUCAAAAAGCUGGAUAUCACUGAUGUGCCAAGCCAAGGAAAAAGGUAUACGAGCAGAACAGUAUUUAAAACCCAAACUGCAGUCCUGAUGGGCUUGUUUUUUAAUUCAUGCCUAACAUAAUAAUUUUUCAAGAGACUAAAGUGCCAGAUGGAGUUUAAA
Molecule: messenger RNA, 1980 nt
Organism: Phacochoerus africanus (Common warthog)
Lineage: Eukaryota; Metazoa; Chordata; Mammalia; Artiodactyla; Suidae
Gene: IGSF11
Product: immunoglobulin superfamily member 11
Exons: 7
Coding region: 312-1610 (432 amino acids)
Biological process (GO): homophilic cell-cell adhesion
Cellular component (GO): cell-cell junction
Molecular function (GO): ionotropic glutamate receptor binding
Source: RefSeq, a predicted model, not a curated record